Ochotona curzoniae (black-lipped pika) is the source of this 1602-nucleotide messenger RNA. It is a transcript of the gene ZNF584, whose product is annotated as zinc finger protein 584. The coding region runs from base 57 to 1406 and encodes 449 amino acids. The record is from RefSeq and is a predicted model, not a curated record. Lineage: Eukaryota; Metazoa; Chordata; Mammalia; Lagomorpha; Ochotonidae. Gene Ontology annotation, molecular function: RNA polymerase II cis-regulatory region sequence-specific DNA binding; DNA-binding transcription factor activity, RNA polymerase II-specific. Gene Ontology annotation, biological process: regulation of DNA-templated transcription. The transcript has a single exon.
AGGACUUUAGCCACUAGGCUACCGUGCCGGGCUACUCUAUUUAACAUGCAGUACUGAUGAAGGUACUUCCUUCCCUGUUGCAAGCCUUCAUAACUGACUUUUCUCUGCUUUCAGGUUGUCUGAAUAGAAUGAAAGAUAAGGAAGCUUCCCCUGAGCAAGUGCAGAAUUGCAAAGUCCACUUGUCCGAGACACCCUUGAUGUAUGGAGAGUCUGAGAAGGAUGGCCCAGUCACCUCAGACCCUACCCAGCCCCAGGCCACCCCUGUAGGUGGGAAGCUACAUGGGAGCACUGAGCUUGGAGCAGCCUUCCCACUCAGUACUGAUCCUGUGCAGCAGCAGGUAGCCCCCACUGCACAGAGCCCUUUCAAGUGCAGUGAGUGUGGGAAGGUCUUUCAGAAAACCUUUGCUCUCCUCAAGCACCUCAUAAGUCACUCUGGAGGAAGAGCCUUCAGAAGCCCAACAGCUAGACGUGUCAUUAAAAAAAAAAAAAAAUCAACUCCUAUUAAUCACAGAAAAAUUCAAAUAGGAGAAAGAGCCCAUAUGUGUAAUGAGUGUGGGAGAGCCUUCAGUUCCCCAUCUAAACUAAGGAAGCGUCAGAAGGUUCACACAGGCAUAAAACCUUUCAAAUGUAGUGAAUGUGAGAAAACCUUCAAACGCAAAGAUGUGCUUAUUCUGCACCGGAGGAUCCAUACUGGAGAAAGGCCUUAUGAGUGCUGCAAAUGUGGGAAGGCCUUCAGUGUUCUGUCCACCCUCAUCCGGCACCGGAAAGUUCACGUUGAAGAAAGGCCCUAUGAGUGCAGGGAAUGUGGGAAGUUUUUUAAAUACAAUAACAGCUACAUGCUCCACCAGAGGGUCCACACUGGAGAAAGUCCAUUUGAGUGCAAGCAAUGUGGAAAAAGCUGUGUGACCCACUCCGGCUUGUAUCAGCACUGGAAGUUGCACGCUGGGGAGUGGCCCUACAAGUGCAACCUAUGUGGAAAAACCUUCACUACUCGGUGCUACUGCAGUCACCAUCAGCGGUUUCACAUUGAAGAGAAGUGCUACCAAUGUGCAGAAUGUGGGAAAGCUUUCAAACGUAGCUCUACCCUCCUUCAGCACAAGAAGGCCCACUCUGGAGAAAGGCUGGAGGAGAGCCUGUGGCUGACCUUUGCUGACACAAAGGGGCUCCUUUUGGAAAGGCAGUUGAGAGUAGUCUGUGAGUGCCAUCUUAAAGAAAGAAAAGCUGAAGCUCAUACCAUAUUCUACAGGCCUGCCAAGGAUAUGGAAACUUCUAGGGAGUUAUUUUACACUCUCUGGCCUGCCCAUGGUUCUGUCACUUUCAGUUUCUGUUUAAGACAUCCCACUACCAUACCUGGCAGUGACCAUGAUAUAUUCAGGGGUGGUAGAAUUCAUGCUCCCUUCUUCUAAAUAGGAGAAAAUUGUGACUUAAUGGAGCCUGUAGUGGACCUCAUUUCCUCCCUGCUACUGGUCUAGGUGGGGACAUGACUCAGCUCUGGCUUAAGAGGAGCUUAGCUGGUGUUUGGUCAGGGAUGAGUGGGAGACUUACUUGUAGGGAAGCUUUUCCUGUUCAUGGAUACCAUCAGUACUACCUGUGAUAGUUGUC